AUGGAGAUGAAGAGAUUUGAAGAUGUAGAAGUUAAGGGAGGGACAAGACUCAGUUUCUUAGAUCACAAUCUGCUAAUUGUUAAGCUUGUUGAAACAAAAAGAGAUAUUCCAAGUAGCAUUGAAGACUUAACCAUGUUGAAAGUGUUGCAUCUUUCUCAAAAUAAUUUGGAAGGUAACCUUCCAUCAGAUUUUGGAUGUGGCCUUCCUAAUCUAGAAGAGCUAUAUGUAUGGAGCAACAAACUUUUUGGGAUAAUGCCAGAUACUAUUUCCAAUGCCUCUAAGCUGAUCAUUCUAGCAUUGACAGAAAACAAUUUCAAAGGGGUUUUACCAAGCACACUUGGGGAUUUAAGAUACUUGAAAAAACUUGGAAUAGAGGGUAAUAGUUUCACCACAUCAGAUGCUUCCAAUUCUAAAACCAACUUGAUUACCUCAUUGACUAAUUGUAGACAUUUGGAAUUUUUGUUCCUCUCAGCAAAUCCAUUUUUUAUAAAACUUCCCAAGUCCAUUGGAAACUUUUCUGAUUCUCUACAGGAGUUGGACAUUGUUUCUUGUGGUAUCAAUGGUAACAUACCAUCAGAAAUAGGGAAUCUUACUAAUUUGAUUAAACUAUCUUUGGAUGAAAAUGUUUUGAAUGGGCCAAUCCCAAUAACAAUUAGCAACUUACAAGCUCUGCAGUAUUUGAGUCUCGAAGGCAAUGACUUGCAUGGCUUAAUUGUUCAUGACCUUUGUGAAAUCAAACCACUUGGUUAUUUACAUCUAAGCCAAAACAAGUUUUCUGGAGCAAUGACACCUUGUUUAGGAAAUCUUUCUUCUUUAAGAGAACUUCACUUGGGCUCAAAUAAGCUGGCUUUAGAGAUACCAUCUUCCUUUUGGAAUUUGAAAGACAUACUGGAAGUAAACUUGUCUUCCAACCAUUUUGUUGGGAAUCUUUCAUCAAGGGUUGAGAACUUAAAAGCUCUUUCUUUAUUAGAUUUAUCUCAAAAUCAUAUUUCAAGCAACAUUCCAACAACUAUGGGUAGUUUGCAAAAUCUACAAAUUCUCUCUCUUGCACAUAACAAAUUGGAAGGAUCUAUUCCUAGAUCACUUGGGAAUUUGCUAAAUUUACAAAAUUUAGACCUUUCCCAAAAUAAUUUGUCUGGGAAGAUUCCUAAAUCUUUGGAGUUACUUAUUGAUCUUAAGUAUGUCAAUCUCUCUUUUAACAAACUCCAAGGAGAGAUUCCAGAUGGAGGUGUUUUUAAAAAUUUGACUCCUGAAUCUUUUAUGAUGAAUCUAGCUCUCUGUGGCAUUAUCCUUUUAAGGCUUAAACGACAAAAUUCAAGGUGUCUAGCUGAAAGGGAUUUAUCAACUUUAGGAAUGCCAAGAAGGAUUUCUUAUUUUGAAAUCCUAGAAGCAACCAAUGGAUUUGAUGAGAGCAACAUACUUGGAAGAGGUAGUUAUGGUAUUGUUUUCAAAGGAAAGCUUUCUAGUGGAAUGGUUGUUGCAGUUAAGAUAUUCAAUUUUGAUUCGCAAGUAAUGGUAGCAAGCUUUGAAAAAGAAUGUGACAUACUGCGUAAUGUGCGCCAUCGCAAUCUAGUGAAGCAUUUGCUUUGGAGUAUCUCCAUUCUUGAAUUGGAUGAUGAAAUGAUUGCUCAUGUGAGCGACUUUGGAAUUUCCAAACUUUUAAAUGAAGGGGAAUCUAAAACAUACACAGAGACUAUACCUACAAUUGGCUAUAUGGCACCUGAGUAUGGAUCUUCUGGAGUUGUUUCAACAAAAAUAGAUGUGUAUAGCUAUGGAAUUAUGCUAUUGGAGGUGUUUACAAGAAAAAGGCCCACAGAAGAUAUAUUUGUCUCUGCAUUGAGCUUGAAGAGCUGGGUAAGUGAGUCAAUGCCACAUGCAAUAAUUCAAGUCAUGGAUUCCAAUUUAUUGCAAGGAGUUCAUGAACAUCAUAAAAACAAUAUAUUGACAUCUACAUUCUCCAUUCUUGAAUUGGCCUUAAAUUGUUGCACCGAUCUUCCAGAAGCACGUGGCAAUAUGAUUGAUGUUGCAGCAUCAUUGAACAAGAUCAAGGCCAUGUUUUUGCAUAAGCGCCAUGUUUAA
Molecule: messenger RNA, 2079 nt
Organism: Prosopis cineraria
Lineage: Eukaryota; Viridiplantae; Streptophyta; Magnoliopsida; Fabales; Fabaceae
Product: probable LRR receptor-like serine/threonine-protein kinase At3g47570
Exons: 6
Coding region: 1-2079 (692 amino acids)
Biological process (GO): protein phosphorylation
Molecular function (GO): ATP binding; protein kinase activity; protein binding
Source: RefSeq, a predicted model, not a curated record